Messenger RNA from Colossoma macropomum (tambaqui), 3886 nucleotides. It is a transcript of the gene sall3b, whose product is annotated as spalt-like transcription factor 3b. The record is from RefSeq and is a predicted model, not a curated record. Gene Ontology annotation, biological process: regulation of transcription by RNA polymerase II. The transcript is spliced from 4 exons. Lineage: Eukaryota; Metazoa; Chordata; Actinopteri; Characiformes; Serrasalmidae. Gene Ontology annotation, molecular function: RNA polymerase II cis-regulatory region sequence-specific DNA binding; DNA-binding transcription factor activity, RNA polymerase II-specific. The coding region runs from base 1 to 3747 and encodes 1248 amino acids. Gene Ontology annotation, cellular component: nucleus.
AUGUCCCGGCGCAAACAGGCCAAGCCUCAGCAGCACGUCGCGCGGGCCGAGGAGGGAGAGGCGCCGGAGCACGUGCUCUUGAAAGGAGGUGGUGAUGAGGACAGUGGCAGCAGCGGGAGUGAGGAGACCCACGUCUGUGAGAAGUGCUGUGCUGAAUUCUUCAAGUGGUCAGAGUUGCUGGAGCACCAGAGAAAGUGUACAGAGGAGCCCCCUGUGCUGAUUGUGAAGGAGGACGAAGGAUUCCUUGUUCCUCAGGGAUCACCUCUGGAAUCCAUUGUAAGUGACCCUGCUGAAAUGGAGAACAUGGAUCAGGAACUAGAAUCGUCCGAGAAGGGACAGGAAACCCUCAGUGUUCCUGAUGUAGCAGGAGCGGACGAGCCCAUGGACACCAAUGAACUUGUGGAUAAAUCAACAAAUCCUAGCCCUCUUCAACCAGAUCCCAGUGAGAGCACUACCCUUCCAUCAUCUUUAUCCUCUUUAAGCGGCAACUAUGACAUUCCCAGCACAAAUGUGACCUUGGAGAUCCUCCAUAGCACCAGGGUGGCUGUUGCCCAGUUUUCUCAGAACAUCCCAGGUGAUGGAGCUGGAGGGAAGGUGAGCUCAGUGGCAAUACCCAUGAUUCUGGAACAGCUAAUGGCGUUACAGAGGCAGCAGGUCCACCAGUUGCAACUAAUCGAACAGAUUCGCAAUCAGGUUGCUGUAAUGAAUAGGCAACCUACACAAGCUGCACUAAACCCAGCCUCCAAAGGUCUACCCUCUGUCUCUUCCACUUACCCUUUUCAGGGAAUGCCCCCUCCUCCUGUACUUCCUUUGUCCGGAGUCAUGCCUUCCGCUGUGAAUGGUCAGGCAGCUGUAACCCAGACAUCCAUACUUGAGAGUCCACCAUUUCUGUCUUCACAGCCACUUGAUGAACAACCUAAUCCUAAAGGAACUGACAGUACCUCUGCUUCCUUAGCAAACCCAAAUCCUCCGCUGUCAACCUAUACUGGGGCAUCUUCGCUGUUGCCCUCCUGUAAUGGUGCUCUCUCCAGUUCUGGCCACACCCAACCUCUGAACUCUUCUGGCCCACUCUCAGUAUGCCAGAGCAGUGUCCUCAAUCCCUCUGCCAACCUUCCAUUGCUACCUCAAAGCCCUCCUAGUGGAGUAAUCUUCCCCAACCCACUUGCCAGCAUUGCAGCUACUACCAAUGCACUAGACCCACUUGCUGCUAUGAUGAAGCAUCGCAAGGCUAAAAUGCCCAGUGUCUCUAUAUUUGACACCAAGCCCAGCUCUGAUGACCCUUUCUUCAAGCACAAAUGCAGGUUCUGUGCCAAGGUGUUUGGCAGUGACAGUGCCUUGCAGAUCCACCUGCGUUCUCACACAGGUGAGAGACCUUUUAAAUGCAACAUAUGUGGCAACCGUUUCUCCACCAAGGGUAACCUGAAAGUUCACUUCCAACGGCACAAGGAUAAAUACCCUCAUGUUCAGAUGAACCCAUACCCAGUGCCAGAGUAUCUUGACAAUAUUCCGACCAGCUCUGGCAUUCCCUACGGAAUGUCUUUUCCUCCAGAGAAACCUGGGUCAGCAUGGUUAGACAGUAAGCCUGUUCUACCAACGUUACCUGCUACAGUGGGGCUACAGCUGCCCCCCACAGUUGCAAGUGUGGAAAACUUUGGUGAUUCUUUUAGUAAAGCACUCUCAGGAAGAUCUCCUCAAAGGCCCUCAUCUGCCAGGAAUGAAAGCGCACCUUUGUCUCCGAAUGCUACUGGUACUGAACCACUUACGCAGUCUGACAAUGAACCAGAUAUACUUAAGAUAACAGCACCCACCCCACAGUCAAGCAUGGAAGGAAAGACUGUGCCAGAAGAAUUUCACCUGCCCACAAAUUGUACAACCAGACAAGCAGAAAAUUUACAUCAGUCCAACACUGAAAAUCCCAACACUCCUCUAAAAUCAAUGUCAACUGGGAUACCUGCAAGAGGGGGUACACCAGACUCCACUGACUUUGUCACCUCAGUGAUGAAAUCUUCUACUCCUCCUCUGAUUUCAGACAGGUUUCCAUUUGGAGGAGUUCUAGACUCCAUGCAGACAUCAGAGACGUCAAAGCUCCAACAGCUUGUAGAGAACAUUGACAAAAAGAUGAUGGAUCCUAAUCAGUGUGUGAUCUGCCACCGUGUUCUCAGCUGUCAGAGUGCACUGAAGAUGCAUUAUCGCAUCCACACUGGAGAGAGGCCCUUCAAAUGUAAGGUUUGUGGUCGUGCCUUCACCACAAAGGGGAACCUGAAGACUCACUUUGGUGUGCACCGUGCAAAACCUCCUCUUCAGGUUCAGCACUCCUGUCCAAUUUGUCAGAAGAAGUUCACCAAUGCUGUCGUGCUGCAGCAGCACAUUCGCAUGCACAUGGGUGGCCAGAUUCCCAACAAUCUCCCAGCUCUGCCAACAGACGUUAUCCAGGAAAAAGAAAUGGACUUGACCUUUGACGAGAAGAGUUUUGACAACAUGAAUUACGAGGACGAUGGCCUUGAUGAUAUUUCAUGUGAAGAGGAAGGGGACAUUUUAGAAAACGGUGAAAACCCCCUUAACUCUUUCUCAGACAGCUCAUCACCGCUUUCACCAGUACCUCCUGCUGUAACCGAGUUUAAAAUGUCAGUCGGUGAGUCAACAGUCAGUCUCAACCAUUUAACUGGACACAGGUCAGCAAUGAGUGGCCUUUUGGACAACACUCAUCCUGCUAAUGGCUCACCUUCCAAAGGAGACUUUGAGAAUCAGAGUCCUCUCAUGCCAGAGGCAGCCAGCUUCAUUCAUAGACCUCUCUCUCCAGCAAAAGGCCAGCCUGAGGGACAUCAUGAUGAUCCAGCUUUGCUGAACAUCACUUCGCAUAACCAAGAGAAGGCUGCUACCAUUAAAUGUGAAUUGUUAGAUUCCCCAGCCUCAAACGGGGUGAAUGGAGCUGUCCUCGAUCAGAUCAAGUCUUCAGUCAAGAAAGAGAACAUUUACAAUUUGCAGUGUUUUAGCAAGGAGCAUGGAGCAACCCAGCGGUCUCCUGACUUGGAUUUUAACAGCAUACGGACCUCUGUCAAAAUGGAGCUGGAAGGCUUGAGUAGGCCGUACAUUGUGAAAGAAGGGCCUUAUCCUCCAUUUGGAUCCAUCCAGUCUUCACCUUCCCCGUCUGAAGCAACAAUCCCGGGCAUCACUUCGCUGCUUGGAACCCCACCACCUCGACGAACCCCCAAACAACACAACUGUAACGUGUGCGGGAAGAACUUCUCUUCAGCGAGCGCCCUGCAGAUCCACGAGCGCACACACACCGGUGAAAAGCCUUUUGCUUGCACCAUUUGUGGUCGAGCUUUCACAACAAAGGGCAACCUCAAGGUGCACAUGGGCACCCACAUGUGGAAUAACACUCCUGCGCGCAGAGGCAGGCGUCUGUCUGUGGAAAACCCGCUGGCUCUUCUGGGAGGCGAGGCUCUAAAAUUCAACGAAGUGUUUCAGAAGGACCUGGCAGUGAGGGCCAUGAACGUGGAUCAGAACUUCUGGAGUCGAUACGCUGCAGCCAUUAGCAGUGGCUUAGCCAUGAAGAACAAUGAAAUUUCCGUCAUUCAGAACGGUGGGGUACCUCAGCUUCCUGCCAUGACCGUGGCUAUGGACAAGUCCAGCACAGGCAGCAGCUCACCAAUCACAACCCUGGGAAAAACGAGCGUAGAUCUCGGGACCGGACGGCACUUUUCCAUGUUGAUUGAUGACAAUAAAGAGAUUAGGAUCAAUUAACGUUAAAAAAGAGGACAGGAAUAUUCUUAUAUGCAAAGAUGGACAAUAAAGUGGACUCUACAGUAUGGACUUCAGGGGGAAUUCCACCCAUUUUUCAAAAUUUCUUAGUAAUUCGAUCGUUAAAAUGUAAACAAAGUCA